Molecule: messenger RNA, 480 nt
Organism: Drosophila erecta
Lineage: Eukaryota; Metazoa; Arthropoda; Insecta; Diptera; Drosophilidae
Exons: 2
Coding region: 1-480 (159 amino acids)
Source: RefSeq, a predicted model, not a curated record
AUGUGGAGUUGCCCCCAAAAUAAAUUACCUCAUGAAAUUCAGCAGACAGUCAGCAACUUUCUAGUCAACAGUUCAAGAAUAUUCCCCAACAAGGGUCUAAUAACUAGCCGUAGUCCUAGUUUAUUUGGUGACCACCUCAGGGGAGCAGUCUAUAGCACUGAUGACAAAUGGAUCCUUGCCGACAGGACUAAGGAUCUGCUCGUGUCUAAUGCUACUGUCAGCCGCCAAUGGAUCCGUAGCUACGAUGGUUUUCGGGAGAAAAAUGAAGUAUCCGUCGGAACCAAUGUCGCCAAUGGACUUGUCUUCGUCUGUCGCAUUCGUUGCGCUGAGGGCGUCUGCAUUGGAACACUUUACCCGAAGAACCCUUCGAAGAAAAGGUGCAUCCUCAAAUACGAUAACCUCCAACUCCGUGCAUCCGACGAGUACGAGAUACUGGUCAGACAACGCCAAGUGGCUCCGUUCAUGGCAUUCGCUCUGUAG